This is a messenger RNA of Pezoporus occidentalis (night parrot), 2919 nucleotides long. Its product is annotated as keratin-associated protein 10-6-like. The record is from RefSeq and is a predicted model, not a curated record. The transcript is spliced from 2 exons. NCBI's taxonomy places the organism in Eukaryota, Metazoa, Chordata, Aves, Psittaciformes, Psittacidae. Bases 435 to 2036 code for a protein of 533 amino acids.
CGAGAGCUUCAGACCUCUUUUCUGGGUUGGGCCUUUUUCUCACUGCAUCAGUAAGAGGUCAUAGGAAGGGAAAACUGGGUUUAAUGAUUGAAAGCUCUGAGAUCAGCCAUUCUGCUGCUGGCCUCCAUGAUUAGUUCUCCCCAUGGAGGUCGAGGUGAUGGGGAGGGAGUUGCAGUCCAGGGAGAUAUUUGGCGCUAUAUGUCUCUGAAUUUCCCCACUGUUUGACUUGAUGCUAUGUUUCAGAGUUAAAAAUGAUGGGUUGGGUCUUCAGCUGCUGCUGCUGUGGUUUUGAGACCAUGGCAUAGGUGGGACGUGUCUCCAGCACCCUGUGAAACAAGCCAGUCCUGAAGCACGGGCAGCAGCAGGACAGCAAGAAACAGCCUCUCUGAAGGCUUUCUCACGUGCCGUUCCCAUCCUGCCAAAGCCUCACCAAGAUGUCGUGCUACCUACACCAGUGCCUCCCUCCAGUCUACCAGAACUCCAUCCCCAUCAAGUACUCACCAGUAUAUACUGCCAGACAUCUGCCAGUGCCUACCUGGCACUCGACACUAUGCACACCACAAUAUGUGACCCCCUGCAUCCCCCGGCAGCGGAUCAUGUCCUCCAGCUUCUCCCACCAGCAGAGUGUGACCAAGUGUGUGCCACGGCUGCAGUAUCAGACCAAGUGUGUGCCACAGCAGCAGUGUGUGACCCAACGCAUCCAAGAGCAGCCACGUAUAACUCGGUGUGUGACAACCUGCGUGCCACAGCAGCAGUGUGCAACUGAGGGCAUGCUGCAGCAGCCUAGAGUGACCAAGUGUGUGCCACAGCAGCAGUGUGCAACCGAGGCUGUGCCACAACAGUGUGCAACCAAGUGUGUGACCGCCUAUGCCCCGCAGCAGCAGUGUGAGACCAGAUGUGUGACCACAUGUAUGCCACAGCAGCCGUACCUGACCAAGGCCAUCCCGCAGCAGCAGUGUGCAACCAAGUGCAUCCCACAGCAGUGUGUGACAACAUACACCCCGCAGCAGCCAUGUGCAACCAGGUGUGUGACCACGUGCGUCCCACAGCAGCGUGCAACCAAAUGGGUCUCGCACCACUUUGUGACCUCUUCUGCCCCGCAGCAGUGUGCCACCACGUACAUCCCACAGCAGCGUGCAACCAGGUGUGUGACCAAGUGUGUCCCACAGCGGUGUGACACUGAUGGUGCUACCAUUUGUAUCCCACAGCAGUGUGCGACCAAGUGUGUGCAACAACAGCAGUGUGACACUAAGUGUGUGCCGCAGCAGCAGUGUGCCACCAAGUGCGUGCCACAGCAGCAGUGUGCCACCCAGUGUGUGCAACAGCAGCAGUGUGCCACUAAGUGUGUGCGACAGCAGCAGUGUGCCACCAAGUGUGUGCCACAGCAGCAGUGUGCCACCCAGUGUGUGCCGCAGCAGCAGUGUUGUGCCACUAAGUGUGUGCCACAGCAGCAACGUGCCACCCAGUGUGUGCCGCAGCAGCAGUGUGCCACUAAGUGUGUGCCGCAGCAGCAGUGUGCCACUAAGUGCGUGCCGCAGCAGCAGUGUGCCACUAAGUGUGUGCCACAGCAGCAGUGUGCCACUAAGUGUGUGCCGCAGCAGCAGUGUGCCACUAAGUGUGUGCCGCAGCAGCAGUGUGCCACCAAGUGUGUGCCGCAGCAGCAGUGUGCCACCCAGUGUGUGCCGCAGCAGCAGUGUGCCACUAAGUGUGUGCCGCAGCAGCAGUGUGCCACUAAGUGCGUGCCGCAGCAGCAGUGUGCCACUAAGUGUGUGCCGCAGCAGCAGUGUGCCACUAAGUGUGUGCGACAGCAGCAGUGUGCCACACAGUGUGUGCCACAGCAGCAGUGUGCCACCAAGUGUGUGCCACAGCAGCAGAGUGCCACCAAGUGUGUGCCGCAGCAGCAGUGUGCCACGCAGUGUGUGCCGCAGCAGCAACGCGCCACGCAGUGUGUCCCACAGCAGCAGUGUCAGUCAGGUGGAGUGAAAAUUUCAAGCCACGCUAAAAAGUACUGCUCUGCCUCCAAAUGGCCCUGGUAAAAAGGAGAAGGGAAAGGAAGGCCCACAGGAAAAGAGCUAGGUACAACUUCUGGGAUUGGCAGGGGUUAUUGAUCUCCAUGUACCACCUGCCAACUGGUUGCUGUUGCUUAAAUCUGCUUUAUCUCUGUUUUCAAGUGCUUCCCCUGUAGCUCAGCUCUAGUUUGGGCCAUAGGGUGUGAUAUUAUAUCCAUGGCUGCACUCCAGGUACCUAGGCUUGUACCUUUAUCUGCUGCAAGGCAUAGUUUAGCGGGAUGCUAUUAAAUUCUCACACAAUUAAAAUGAAUAAUGAUUUAAAUAUAUAUAUAUAUAUGUAUAAAGAAAUAGAAAUGUCUAAGGACUCCAGAUCAUGACAGCACCAAAAGGACUGGUGAUGUGGUCAGUGAAGGAGUGGGCUGUGCCCAACUCUGCAUUUAGUCCUUAGGAGACAAUGUUCAGCUUAACUUGGGUUCCACGAGGCUGCAAGUUCUCCAAAACAGAGAACUAUAAAAAAGCUAUCUAUUUUCACACCCAGAUUUGGAAGCCAAAAGUAAAUUUGCUAAGCAAACGGUGUAUGAAUCUUCCUCCAACAGCCUUCAUUUCAGAAGGUGGCCAGAAAUGCCUGCUGCUUUAAAACACUGACUCUGCGCUGACUUCAGCAGAGUCCCCAGACAAGGCAGGAUUCCUGGUUUGGUGAAGCUGAUGCUUGCUGAAAUUUUAUAUAUGAAAGUUUUUCUUCACUUGGUUGUUUUCAUGAAUACUGAAAACACAACUUGAAAAAAAAUGAAAGUCUUUGAAAUAACACUGAAAGUUGUAGCACGACUGUUUUAGAAAUGUUUGAGCUGUAAAAGCAAUUAACCAUAUUCUUUAUGCUGCUCAAAGAUGUGUACUCUACACAUUGAAAACA